UCAAGAAAACAGUUGACUUUGAAACCCUACUUCCAAAGCAAACGACGUCGUUAGGGUUUCUCAUUGUUUUGGUACGCAAGCAUGUGAUCUUUCGCCUCUCGAUCGUGUUUAUUUUUUCACAUGAUUAGGAAUCCAAAUAACAAAAGGAAAGGGAAAAUAAAACUCUAAAUUCUUAAAAAUGCUUUUUUGUUUUUGUAAACUAUAUAAAUCACGUUUUGAUAUUUCUUCUGGUAGCUAGGAACGAACGAGUAACGUAGUGUGAGAGGGAUGGACACUCCUCAAGAAUUUCUCAUUGUCUUCUUGAUCAUCGGCUUGAUCAUCACCAUAUUUUCUAACUGUUACAGUGGUACAAGUCCCCCUCCAGCGGGAUUAGUACCUCCCGAGACAAUCCACCAAACUCCACAACCUGAUGAACAAGACAUUGAAACCGGCCGACGUCAGAAGAAAACCCUACUGUACAAAGAUAUCAAAGACAAGGAAGGAGGAGAAGAAGAAGAAAAAGGUGGUAGUAAACGUUUUUGUCCGAUUUGUUUGGAAGAGUACGAGGAUGAUCAUGAGAUGAGGCGAUUGAAAAAGUGUGGACAUGUUUUUCAUCUUUUGUGUAUUGAUUCUUGGCUUAAACGGGAACGAACCUGUCCAAGUUGUCGCCGUUCUGUUGAUUUGAUCAGUUUACUGUCUUAGAUUUCUAGGUUUUUUUUUAUUUAUUUAUUACUUAAGUGAAUAUAGGUUUUGGUUUAGGUAUCAAAUAUUGUUACAUUAAUCAAAUUUC
Capsella rubella is the source of this 769-nucleotide messenger RNA. RefSeq names its product RING-H2 finger protein ATL29. The transcript has a single exon. NCBI's taxonomy places the organism in Eukaryota, Viridiplantae, Streptophyta, Magnoliopsida, Brassicales, Brassicaceae. Bases 268 to 681 code for a protein of 137 amino acids. The record is from RefSeq and is a predicted model, not a curated record.